Messenger RNA from Angiostrongylus costaricensis, 1149 nucleotides. Lineage: Eukaryota; Metazoa; Nematoda; Chromadorea; Rhabditida; Metastrongylidae. The record is from the annotation of a GenBank genome assembly.
AUGCCGACAUGGAAGAAGUAUGCUCGGAUCGUACUACCUCAUGUAGGACUCAUUCUCCUUUCGCUGCUAUAUGUUGUCGGAGGAGCGGUCGCUUUCUACCAAAUGGAGCAUCCGAAUGAGAUGGCCGUACGUGAAUCUGCAAUUCGACGCUUUAACCAACAUAAAGAACGAAUGCUGACCGAACUCUGGACGCUUGUUGAUUCUGGAGCACCACCAGAGGAGCGAGCAAGUCUCUAUGUGGAGAAUUCGACGCGUAUCCUUUUCGAAGCAUUCGACACCAAUUUUAUCACUGCUGCACUUCUAAAACCAGGAGGAGAAAAUGAAGCGUAUUCUUGGACGUUCGUCACUGCACUUUUCUUCACUGCUACGCUACUUACCACGAUUGGUUACGGUAAUCUCGUUCCAGUUACUUGGCACGGGCGAAUGUUUUGUAUCGCGUACGCUUUGCUAGGUGUUCCGCUGAUUCUCAUUACAGUAGCCGAUAUUGGUAAAUUUCUCUCAGAAAACAUCGUUUGGUUGUAUUCGAGGCGAAACUAUUUCUCUCCUUAUAUCCUUUAUUUUUGUAAAUAUAGUAAAGUCCGAGAAAAGAAGGGUCUCGAGCAAUACAUUUCCAUCCCAGUCGCUCUUAUUGUGAUGAUUCUUCUUGGUUACAUGGCCAUCGGAGCGGUUUUGUUGGGAUCGUGGGAAAAUUGGCAAUUUUUCUCAGGAUUCUACUUUUCUUUCAUCACAAUGACCACUAUCGGCUUUGGAGAUAUUGUACCGAUUAAUCGAGAAUUCUAUCUUCUUGAUCUUUGCUAUAUUAUUAUUGGAUUGGCGAUCACAACUAUGUGCAUCGACCUCGUCGGCAUACAGUACAUCCGUAAAAUUCACUACUUCGGUAGAGCUAUUAAGGACGCCCGAUUCGCCUUGGUAAACGUGGGCGGCAAAAUGGUGCACGUGCCAGAUCUCAUGAGAUACGCCAGCGUUUUGCAACAGAAGUACGGUCACAAGAAGCCGCAGGACAUUGUUGUUGUUAAAGGAGCCUACGCGCCAAAAGAUAUCAAUAAAAUCAGAUUUAUCGACUACGGUGCACUGGCCUCCGUUGAGAGCUUCCAGACGAUCUUCUCCAACAUACUCAACACAAAGUCGAAGGAACCCGCAGCAGUAUAA